AUGAUUGCACAGUGCUUAUCCUUGAAGAAGGAGGAGAAAGCAGGAAACACGGGAGAGAUACACCAUUGUACACUUACGAUGCUCCUUGUUUUUAAACAUAAUCAUCUGCCACUUUCUGUUUCUCAGAGCAGGGAUAUUUUGGAUGUGAUGGAGCCGGGCUGCAAGCGCCGGAAGACAGCAGAGCCCGAGGACAUCUCUACGUGGGACCUGCUGCCGGUUCUUUCUGAGAGAGAAUCCCAGGGAGUCACCUUAAUGCCAGUCUACGCUGCUCCCAUCCUGAACAAGAAGGAGGCCUGCCGGCUGGUCAAGGAGAUUUCUGCUGUUUAUCCCUUGGGGGACUUCCCCCAUUUGAAGCGUGUCCGUGCCUGCCUCUCUAGGGAGAGCCCUCAUCCGCUGGAGGUGAUCUUGUGUUUAGCCAGUUCUGAGCAGCAGCAGGAGAAUGGUUUGCCAUCCCUUGCCGAACUUUUCGCCAACGGCCGGGUCAACCUGUGCGGCUUGGGACAGCCGUUUUUGACUCGAGUUCCAGUUUGCCCACCCUUGACCCGUCCCCAGUAUGAGGAAGCUGCUUCUCACUGGCCCGUCUCCUUCCACGAGAACAAACGCGUCAGCCAGGCGCUUAGCGGGAGCCUCUUCACGUCCUUAGAGAAGUCUGCCAUGCAGAAACACAUGGAGUUGGCCAUCCAGGCAGCAAAACGGGGAGCGAGGCAGGGCAUGAGACCUGUGGGUGCUGUGGUGGUUGACCCAGCCACCGGGAACGUUCUGGCGGUCGGCCAUGACUGCCGAGAUGGGCUAAACCCAUUGCUCCACGCUGCCAUGGUGUGCAUUGACCUGGUGGCCCACAGCCAGGGAGGUGGGGCAUACCUUUAUAAUAACUACCCUGCUUGCACUUUUCUUAAGCCGGACAGCACAGUGGACCAUUCCUCUUCUUUUGGUGAUGGGUUGCCGUACAUCUGCACUGGCUAUGAUAUGUACUUAACACGGGAGCCGUGCCUCUUGUGCGCCAUGGCGUUGGUGCACUCGCGAAUUGAGCGGGUAUUCUACGGGGUGCCGACCCCGCAUGGAGCGCUGGGGACCAGCUACCACAUCCACAGCCGUCAAGAACUUAAUCAUCGCUUCGAGGUGUUCCGCGGUAUCCUAGAGGACCAGUGUCACAGCUUGGCACAGAUGUCGGUUCUUAAAGAAUCUGAACGAGACAGUGUUUGAGGAAGAGAGAGAUGGCUUUAUUUUUGUGUUUCCUUUUUUUCAUUUGUUUUUAAAAUGAA
Pogona vitticeps (central bearded dragon) is the source of this 1262-nucleotide messenger RNA. It is a transcript of the gene ADAT3, whose product is annotated as adenosine deaminase tRNA specific 3. The record is from RefSeq and is a predicted model, not a curated record. Gene Ontology annotation, molecular function: tRNA-specific adenosine-34 deaminase activity. Gene Ontology annotation, cellular component: nucleus; cytoplasm. Lineage: Eukaryota; Metazoa; Chordata; Lepidosauria; Squamata; Agamidae.